Molecule: messenger RNA, 5878 nt
Organism: Alligator sinensis (Chinese alligator)
Lineage: Eukaryota; Metazoa; Chordata; Crocodylia; Alligatoridae
Product: solute carrier family 2, facilitated glucose transporter member 11-like
Biological process (GO): monosaccharide transmembrane transport
Cellular component (GO): membrane
Molecular function (GO): hexose transmembrane transporter activity
Source: RefSeq, a predicted model, not a curated record
UCACCCUGCUUGCCAACUCUUUCCAGGUUCCACCUCAUCUCCUGGCUCUUGCCUACCACGACUUUGAUGUUUUUUGUUUGUUGUUGAGAGAAGGGUCCCUGGGGCUAGGAGUAGCCUCACAGGUGCCUUAUCUGUCUGGCUAGGCCAGCACCACCUGGGGCCUCUGCUCUCCCUUGGCACUUCCGCUUUAUGGGAGUGCUCCCAUAGAUGUCUGCGGGCUCAGCCAGGCUUCACCCGUCACAGCCUUGCCCCUUUUUCUCUGGCUGCCCCCUCCACCUUGCUCCACUGAUUAGUGCCUGAGCUCCCCGGUAUCAGCCCUGCCUUAAUGGCAGGCCCUGCCUGGGGCCCCAUACUUUAGGGGGCCUAAAUUUUGGGGGGUGAAGUUUUUGCAAGGAAGUUGUUCAUCAAAAUUAAGCCUCUAAGAGGCCCCAAAUGACCCUCUUACUCAGGGCCCUAACAACCCUAAGGCUCCGCCCCCUACCCCCAGGAACCAGGUGCAGCUAAUUGCUUCAUUAGCCCCUGGCCUUAAUCCCUGGCUCAGUCCACCUGGGCUUGUACUCCUUACUGCCCUUCCUGGCCCUGGUUUCCUACCCUUUCAGGUCUUCCUAUUAACAGGGAAAGGGGUUCCCUGUUACAGUCAUCUGAAUCUCAAUUUUCCAUCCAUAGUGUGUAAAUAAUUAUCUACAAAAUAAUUAAAAAGGUAUUAGCUAUAUUUAAGCGUGUCAAAGGUGAAAAAUCUCACUGAAAAAAAGGCUGGUUAGAAUUUUUUGAAGAGGACUACAUCAAAAACAGCAGAAGUUUAAAAAAAUGAAGCAUAACAUGGACAAUAUCUUUAGGAAACAAUAUGUUUGUGCUUUGGUGGUCUGAGAAAAAUUAUUUCUCAUUUACCAGAAUUAUGUGCAUUUGAAAAUUAUGCACUAUGAAAUAGACAUUUUUAAAUUUACACUUGGUUGUCAUUCUAGAAAGACAGUAUUCAUGAAUGCACAGCUUGGGGAGAAUGCACAUAACUCUGAAAAAAAACACACCCAAAAAACCAAAAACCACAUUUCUUAACCCACAUAACCACUUCUGCUACUAGUAUACUUCCCCAAGAUUAUUAUUUUUUCUUUGUGGUAGCACUCACACAGCACCAGGGUAGUUUAGGAUGAAUGAAGAGCUGUAGUUAGUAUUUUAACUGAUUAUGGCUCAAAGAACUGUAAGUAACUAAAUUACUCUGAUCUGAAGCUGCCAAGAAGCUCCACAAAACUAGUGCUUUGCUCAUGAACAGUUUGAGCUUUCAUUCUCUUGGAAUUUCCUUUGUUAAUAGGAAGCAAAGAAUGUUUGCACCUUUUCCCUUUGGGUUGGUGAAGGAAAACAUUUCAGCCUUUCUCCUCCAAUUUUACUGUCUAUUUUGUGUGUGUGAGAGUGGAAAAUAAUCCUUUGCAUAUUGUAAAGGAGUCACAGAAAAAAAGAAAAGGUGGUAGGACAGAGCCAGCCAAGCUCUGGGAGAAACAUCAAAAGGUAACAUUAGAGACCAGGAAAUGAGAAAGGUUUCCAGUUCUGAAAUAGAGUGAUACUCCUAGGACAGAAACGUGUUUAAAGCAAUGUUGAACUAUUUUCCCAAAGGGACACAUGGUUCCAAACCUGGUCCACUACAACAAAGAUCAUUACUGUGGCUUUUAUGAGGGUAAUCAGAAGCUGCACUCCUGGGAGAGCACCAAGGGAGGCCAAGACCGCUGACUUAGAAAGAAGGAAACUUUUAAUGAGACUGAUGGGUUCUGAGAAUGUGGCAAGAAGAAUAUUUAUUGGAUAUGUUUUUGGAUGGCUAAUGAAGGUUUGGGGCAAGUCAAUGUUUAGAAGAGCUUUGUAGAAAUAAGAGAAGCUUCAUGAGGAAGUUCUGGAGCACAAGAAGCCUACAGGCUUGCUUAUUUCAGUUACUGGAUUACAUCCUUCAGAAAAGAACAAGUGAAACCAAAUUACUAAUCCGAAAGAGAUCUACCACAAAGCAAGCAGACAGAACCAAGAAAAAAAUUAAGUCAAAGACGAGCAGUUCUCUCUCAGAUAUGGUUCUGUACCAGAAACUGUUUCAAAUGAUUUGUGUACUGGGAAUUGGUGGAAGCUUCUCAUUUGGCUUCCAAAUUUCUAUGAUCACCUAUGCUUCUGUGCACAUCAAGAAAUUCAUCAAUGAGACCUGGCAGGAACGAUACCACUCUUUCAUUGAUGAGCAGAGCCUCACAUUACUGUGGUCAUCCAUUGUCUCUGCUAUUAGCAUUGGGGGGCUCUUGGGAACCAUCAGUUCAAGAUCCCUGUCCACAAAAUAUGGAAAAAAGAAAUGCCUAAUAUACAAUAACCUGACCAUGAUAGCAGCUGCAAUUCUCAUGGGCUUCAGUAAGAUGGCAAAAUCCUUUGAGAUGAUUUUGAUUGGACGUUUCCUUUGUGGUUUUAAUUCAGGCCUGGGUUGCUGUUUACAGGGCCAGUUCCUGGGAGAAAUUUCCCCUAAGCAGCUGCGUGGAUAUAUAAACACCAGUUUCACUGUCUUUGUAACCAUGGGCAAAUUCUUAGGGCAAAUGACAGGACUAAGGGAACUUCUAGGAACUGAAUCCUUGUGGCCAUUACUGACAACGCUCACUGGAAUUGCAGCAUUAGUGCAGCUUGUCACUCUCCCAUUUUUGCCUGAGUCUCCACCUGAACUUCUGAUGCAAAAGGGAGAUACAGAAGGCUGCUUGAAAGAUCUGAUUCAUGUAUAUUCUCAGAGGGAUAUUAUAUUUAAUGCUAGGAAGAUCUACUUCUACUCCUUUGAGGUGUUCCAUACAGCUGGGUUUGAUCAAGAACACAUCCCCUACAUAUCUCUGGGACUUGGGACCUGUGAGCUCUUCUCCUCCAUAUUGUGUGCCUUCAUCAUUGAGCAGUCUGGAAGAAGAAUGUUCCUGUUGUGGGGAUAUGGACUGAUGAUUUUGGUCUUGGCUCGCCUCACAACAACUCUCACUCUGCAGCAUCAGUUCUUCUGGAUGCCCUACUGCAGCGUCAUUCUGAUCUUCUUAUUCAUUAUCUUCUUCGGAAAUGGACCAGCUGGAGUUACAUUCCCAGUUAUAUCUGAACUCUUCACCCAGUCAUCCAGAUUACCUGCAUUAAUGAUCUGCAUGUCUCUCCACUGGGCAGGACUCUGCUUAAUUGGGAUGGUUUUCCCAUAUGUAGUGAAGAACCUGGGUACCUUCUGUUUCCUUGUUUUUAUGGGAUUCAUUUCUGUCUCAUGGAUUUCCAUCUACCGGUUUCUCCCAGAAACAAAGAACAAAUCAAUAAUGGAAAUCAAAGCUGAAUUUCAUCAUUAAUUUGGAAAGGCGUGCGCCCAGGUCACUGAAAACAAUCCUCCAGAGGAGUUUACUGCUUGCACUAACGUCUGAUGUGGACAGAAGGGACAGGAAGUGAUGUCACAUUCAGAUGUCUACAAAUCUAUGAAGUGUCAGCUUUAAUGAAUUUUACUGCUGUACUCCAUAUUCAUUUUAUGCAAAUGGUCUUCAUAGGAGAUCAUCCCCUGGUAUUCAGUAAUACAAAAGUCCUUGUCAGUAUCUCAUCGGCACCACAGUUGCCCAGCCACAUACAUUUCAAUUUAAGGUUCUACUUUACAAAAGCCAAACUGAUAUAUACAUACUUUUAAAGUCAUUCAAACUUUAACUCUGCCCAUGUAAUCCCAUCCUAAGGACAAGUAGGACAAUUUUGAAUGUAAUAUGUAUAUACAUACAUAUUUUAAAUAAUCAGUAAGUUGAUUACCUGAAGUAGUUAGUCUCAGUCAUUUUGCUUUAUGUCUACAUUAGCAGUGGACACAAAUCCAAAAUGGAUAACCUCCUAAACCAUACCAAAACUGGAGCAAUGUUAUGUUAAAACUACUAGAUUAUCACUUAGGUUUGUAUUUCUAGUUUGUAAGCCAUUGUGAACAAACUUAGGUUUGCAAACCACCUUGGCUGGAGCUGAACACAACUAUUUAAAACUUAAUCCAAUGAUUGUAAACCCUGUCCAGCUGAUGAUAACUAGUUGAUUAGAACAUUUUUAUGAAAAGUCUGUCAUAAAUGCAAUUCAUCCAGGUGGGAUUUCUGCACAGAGUGAAACCUGGAUCAGUCACCUCCCAGGGGACUGCUUUACUCUCUGCACCUAAAAGUAAGUCUCUCUUUCUCAAUUUAGAGAUACUCCACUUUGUAUAAAUAAUUAAAAGUUCAAAAGGCCUGAGGGGCCAGGUAUAGAAGUCAUCUGAGAUAUGGAAAGCCUGAAUGAGGCAAAGCAUGGACACAAACCUGGUUCUCACACAGCUCAGGCAAAUAAUAUAACCGUACCUUGUCCUGACCAUCCUAGGAUAUGUUUUCCAUUAAAUUUUUCAAAAAAAGUGUGGGCUUGCUUUAUUGAACAUUAAAGCAGAAUUAGGAUUUUGAAACCUUGGCUUUUUUCUUUGUAAAACAAAAUUCCAUUUUCUGGCCAGCCCUACUCUAUGAAAAACAUAUUAGUUGAGUAUAUUAAUCCCCAAAGUUCUUAGAAAUGCAAUGAAAAUGGCAUGGUGUAGCAAUACCUAACCAACUUUGUGCUGAGUCACAUCCCUGAUCUCAGUUACUUUUUAGAUGUUACUAGAACUGCGUCCCCUGCAGGAUCUUCAUCAGCAAGUGCAAAGAUGCCCUGUGGAAUAUUAAUGAAACAAAAAAUCAGAACUGAAAUUGGGACCACUGGUCAAGUCUUUUUCUAUGCUCAAAAAGGUGAUUGUUCCAUUCAAAUGACUAUAAACCUUGACUUUAGCAAGGCUUUUUAUAGUCUUCCACACCAUUCUUGCAAUCAAGGUGAAGAAAUACGGGCUGGAUGAAUGGACUGUAAGGUGGACAGAAAGCUGGCUGGACCAUAAGGCUCAGUGAGUAGUGAUCAACAGCUUGAGGUCUAGUUGGAAGCUGAUCUCAAGUGGAGUGCCCCAGGGGUUGGUCCUGAGGUUGGUUUCAUUCAAUAUUGUGGUGGCAGGAGAUAUCCGCAGGGGUCGGAAGCGCCAGGGACAGACCCUGACACUUCUGAAGAAGGAAACAGGGAUGCCCACACCACAGAGAACUUACCUCUGAAAAUGGCUGGGGCACAGAAGGAGCCGUGCGAGCCGGCAUUUCACCAGCUCUUAAAGCAGCUGUCAAUCAAGCUGGGCAGCCGCCAGUUGAUGAUGUCAGCUAGGCCCACCGCCACAGGGGAUUUAAAAACCCUGCCAGAAGUCAGGCGAGCGGGGAGCCAGCUAGGAGAACAACGGGCAUGCCGAGACCUGAUGCACCAGCAGGAGUGGUCCUGUUGACAUUGCCCCAUGGCAGAGAAGCGGGGGCAGCAACUGGCAUCCGGCCAGGAAUGGGCAAAUCCUGGCCCCAGAGCAUUAGGGCUUCAAGGUGGUGAUUCUCCCUAAAAGAAUCGCCCAACUCUAUCUGCUCAGACCCUGAAGCCAGUAUCUUUGGCCUCAGGGUUGGAUUAGGGGUCAGGGUGGCCAGGCUGACUGUCGGAGCCUACACAGUAACCACAGUUGUGGGGUGCACCCCCUUUUUGGCCGACACAGGUGCCAUAGCCCCAAGUUGGGGCGGGAACACGAAGACCCAUGCAGCUGGUGAUUGGACAGGGUGUAAGGGAGGCGGAGCCCUAAGGACCGCCACGGUGAACCUGUGAGUACCCUGCCUUUGGGUCGAGGGGGUAGGAACACCACUGAACACCCUUCUUCUUUACAUUUUCAAUCAAGUCGUGGCAAGCGAGUUCGAGGCCCCAGACCGCAGGGCAGGAACAUACUCACAGCACCAACUGUGGGCGCCACAAAUAUCUUCAUUAACAACCAGGAAGAUGGGAUAAAUUGUAGGGCUGUGUGAAGCUUCAGUCGCUGAUUCAAUUUGGAGGAGAUUCGGCCCAAUUC